AAAAGUUAAAAAAUAACUUGCAUUUUAUUGGCAUAUCAUAAGGAUGAAACAAACGAGUCUGCGGGGCCUAACUUUUAUCAAAACCAUUACCUCAUCAUGUGAAUGAACUGAAGUGUUUCACAUUAUUUUACUGAUUUUUGCACAGUCACCGCUCUCCAUCCUAUGCCAAGUUGGGCCGGCAUUUUUGAGGAAUGAGAACUCCGCUCAUCUGUAUCAAAAUCAGUAUGAAAACACAAUCAGCAUUGUGCAAUGAGGGCUGAAGAUAGCAGCAUAUCCCAUCUGUCUGAACUAACAGACAAAAUGAAGGCCUUUAUAGAGAAAUAUGAGCAAAAUGCUGAUGGCAAAAUAGGUAUCAUUGAGCUGGUUCAAAUUCUUCCCACAGAGGAAAACUUCUUGCUAUUUUUCAGACAACAGCUGAAGUCUUGUGCAGAAUUUAUGGAGGCCUGGAGAAAUUAUGACGCUGAUCACAGUGGAUACAUAGAAUCCGAUGAACUUAAGAACUUUUUGAAAGAUCUGCUGCAGAGGGCUAAAAAACCAUAUGAUGAGAAAAAAUUAGAGGAGUACACACUGACUACGCUGAAAAUUUUUGAUUCAAAUAAAGAUGGGAAACUAUGUCUGUCAGAAAUGGCACGGCUGUUACCAGACCAGGAAAACUUUCUAUUAAAAUUUCAGGGAGUAAAAAUGGCCAGAAAAGAGUUCAACAAGAUUUUUGAAUUAUAUGAUCAGGACAGGAACGGUUACAUGGACGAAAAUGAGCUUGACGCCCUGCUCAAAGACCUUUGUGAGAAGAACAACAAGGUUCUAGAAGUCAACAAAAUCCCGACGUAUAAGAGCGCCAUCAUGGCUCUGUCUGACGGAGGCAAGCUCUACAGAACAGAGUUAGCGCUGGUGUUGUGCGCAGAGGAGAUGUGAACGCCUCCAUCCGUCCUCGCACCAUCUCAGAACCCCGUCCUCAGCUCACCUGUGAUGCGUAAUGUAGCUAGAACCUUCUUACGUUCCUUCAUUUUGAACAUGGAUUUCACGUAGACAGGCAACCAGUGGCACAUACUUUUCAACUUGUUGUUUCUAUACUGUUUCUAAAUGUACAGAUUUUUUUAACAAUGACACACUUACAAUACAACCCGCACUUCAUAGAUGAACGCUACAUUUCUCUCAACACAAGGAAACCCGAAAGCUACCAAAUUCCCAUAAUGAUUUUAAAAUCCAAAAUAUUCACCAACACCUAUUCUGCAAAUAUAAGUAUUGAUUUAUCUAACACUAUCAUAGGCAAAAGCAAUAACGUCCUCAAGGAAUGCUGAUGAAACUGUUGGUGGGAUCUAUGUAAAACUCAAAAAGGCUACAAAAUAUACUUUUGCGAUGCAUGUUUAUAUUGUAGCUGAUGGCAGGCCCUGCUAGUGGGGUAUUUUUGACUGCAAGCACAUGCCGAACGUAAUGCAUCGCCCCAGACCUGUCUUUAAUGUUAGAUUUUGCACUGUAAAGAAUGACAUGCUCCUCUAUGCUGAACACCACAGACACUGUGUAAGAAGAUAUUAAACUUAUUGAAUGACUAA
This is a messenger RNA of Pimephales promelas (fathead minnow), 1550 nucleotides long. RefSeq names its product calbindin 1 (gene calb1). The record is from RefSeq and is a predicted model, not a curated record. Lineage: Eukaryota; Metazoa; Chordata; Actinopteri; Cypriniformes; Leuciscidae. Gene Ontology annotation, biological process: regulation of long-term synaptic potentiation; regulation of presynaptic cytosolic calcium ion concentration. Gene Ontology annotation, molecular function: calcium ion binding. Gene Ontology annotation, cellular component: terminal bouton; synapse; dendritic spine.